AUGGACCAAAAUCGCAAUGCCUUUCAUCCAAACUUCUCUCGAGCUGGGAUUACGAUUGCAAUACCUUCUUUGAAAGUAAGGAAGAAUAUCUUUCAUAUACCCCCCGAAGCUGCCAAACCGGAGGCUACUUCCUCAGUGAAUGUAAUUAACGAGGCCUCUCCAGUGCCCGUUGAUGAACAACCUUUGAAGGCUGACAUGUCCGGGGACGAGGAAAUGGAGGCCCCUCCAGCUGCUGAAACUCAUUACGGUGAUUUGCCAGAGUAUCUUCAAGAAGCUGAAGAGGAGACUGAAGCUGAGAACGCGGCUGACGUUGGCAGCGGGGCUGAUGUGGAAAACGAUGUUGAAGUUGAGAUUGAAGGUGACAGCGUGGAGUAUGUUUCGGCUAUUGAUGAAUCUGAACCUGCCGAAGCUGAAGAUGCAGUAGUUGAAGAGGCAUCUGUGGAAGCAGCUGAAGAACCUUUGCCUCCAGCUGAACCGGAGGUCAAAAAGGCUAUAGCCGAGUAG
This is a messenger RNA of Clavispora lusitaniae ATCC 42720, 504 nucleotides long. The record is from RefSeq and is a predicted model, not a curated record. Lineage: Eukaryota; Fungi; Ascomycota; Pichiomycetes; Serinales; Metschnikowiaceae.